Molecule: messenger RNA, 4695 nt
Organism: Megachile rotundata (alfalfa leafcutting bee)
Lineage: Eukaryota; Metazoa; Arthropoda; Insecta; Hymenoptera; Megachilidae
Gene: Pits
Product: Protein interacting with Ttk69 and Sin3A
Biological process (GO): regulation of transcription by RNA polymerase II
Cellular component (GO): nucleus
Molecular function (GO): transcription corepressor activity
Source: RefSeq, a predicted model, not a curated record
GUCUCCGUUCGUCUCCUCGUACGGCAACCAGGCGAGUGAGCUCACGUCGUGCGUUGCGCGCAUAUCAUUAUUUCGUGUCUCGUGUUCAACCUAGAAUACGGUUCCUCGCGUAUAUAUACGUUUCCUCGAUGCGUCGUAACGACGACGAUCGGGCGAUUUAACAUUUUCGUACGAUAAAACACGGAUACCUAUUGUUGUCUCCGAGGAAUAAAGCGUGGUAAAAAUAUCUGGCGCGUUCGAGUAACGUGUUCUUCUUUUCCCUUCGGCUCCGCCUUUGCGGCGCGUCUCUCGGUAUAUACGCGGUUACUGAAAUCCCGGCGCAGUUAUCGACGAAAUCGAGCAUCGUCGCGUCGAUUCCGUGUAGCCUCCGGUAUAUUACGCGAGAGUGGAAAGGAAAUGUGAAAGACGGUGGGAGGAGUAUCAAAGUGAUUUCUCGGGUGUGCAGUUGGUGUUUAUCGUACUCGAAGACUAGGCACGGUUUUCUCUCUGUCGGAUAUGCUUUAGAAAAUCGACUCGUUUGUGGAGUGGCCGUGGAAUAAUAGAGAAACAGAAACAGAGGAUAAUAGACAGUGUUCAAAGUGGAUGUGAUCGUGAAUACUGGUACGCGUUGGUGACUCGUCGAAUCUUCACGGGACGAAGAAAUCGAGCAAAAUGAUGGGAAAGAGAACGCAGUGCUACUUGUGCGAUCUUCCCAGGAUGCCCUGGGCGAUGAUCACAGAAUUCUCCGAGCCCGUGUGCCGCGGUUGCGUGAAUUACGAGGGUGCCGACAGGAUAGACGCGGUAUUGGAAUCGGCCAAGCAAAUGAAAAAGGCGCACGGUUUCCACGAAGCCAGAUCGUCCACGUCGAAAGCGUACAGAACGUCCGGGCACACCGAACAUAACGGUGGUACCAAUUUAGACGUUCUACCGAUACAGAACACUGGCCAGACCCAUUCGCGGCAUCACAAUAUCGCCGGUUACUCGCAGCUCCAUCAUCGUAAUUCGAUCACGGAAUUCAAUUCGGGCACGUCGCGACAACAAAUUUCUCGGCAACACGAAGAAACCCACGAUAUCGCGAACGGCAUGAGAAACAACAACGUGAGAAUUCCGAACGCUCACCUAGCCGCUGUGGCGCAUCACGUGAAUCUCAGCCACAACAGAGGGAUCGCACAACUCAAACGCGGUAUUUCCACCAUUGACGAGGACGAACACGCCGAGAAGAGGCUCUCGUUGGAAGAGCAGCAUCCGGUCAGACCUCCGUUGACUAGAGGUGAUUCUUUGCCAGCUGUGAGCCUUGCCGUCAGUUACGUGCAAGACAGAAGCAAGGAGAAGCAUCCUGUUAGAGCGCCCAGUUUCGAGACCGCCACUACGUUCAAAACCACUGGAGGAUACGUUGGUCCGUCUAUUCCUUUGGCGCCAGCAAACGUGGCGGCAAACGGUGGAGGUUCUCCUCUUCGUCCUCGAACGAGCCCUCCACCACCGCCGCCACCGGCUCAAGAAGGUUCCACCGAUAAUUCACAAACGAAUCAUCACCAGGGUUCGACGAAUGGCCCUUCACCUAUGGCCGCGCUCAUGUCUGUUGCUGAUAAUUUAGCGUCACCCGAAUCAGUGCCACAACCACCAAACAACCCAAGUCCAACCAGCAGAAGCCCACCGACCACAGCCACGAAUGCCCAACAACGCAGUGCCUCCAGAGGUUCACAACACAGCCCGAAUAGUUCAGGGCCCUCGGGCAGGAGGUCUAGCGGUUCGAGGCACGUGUCGUCGACGACCGUAACAACGUCUUCUGAAGGAGCUGUAGCUCAGGUCGCCGGUGCUGCCGAGCAAGUGUCAGCGCCCAUACUAAAAUGCACCCUGUGUCAAGAACGUCUCGAGGACACGCACUUCGUUCAGUGUCCCAGCGUGCCUCAUCACAAAUUCUGCUUCCCUUGCAGUCGGGAAAGCAUAAAGAGACAGGGUGCUGGCUCAGAGGUUUAUUGCCCGAGCGGUGAAAAGUGUCCACUGGCGAACAGUCAAGUGCCAUGGGCAUUCAUGCAAGGCGAGAUAGCCACCAUUUUGGGCGACGACACAACGGGUUCCGGGCUGAAAGUAAAGAAAGAGAGGGAAACUUAAAGAUUCUUUAUGACGUUUUAAUCGGGGCUCAAAUUUUGCACCCUCUUCAGGAGGGUUAAUCAUGGUGAAACCGUGAAGGUUCGCCGACAAAACAAGAAAAAAUAAAAUUAAAAUAAAAUACUUUUGGUAACGGUGAUACAAGUUGGCGGUUGACGUUAAAACCCCAACAUCCGUUUCGAGCCAAAGACGUUGUCGGUGUAAAAUUGGAUUAAUCACGAAGGAUUGUUGACGUUGUCGGGGGAAAGUGGACGAUUUUGUUUCUUAACGACGACAGCGUCUCCGUUGUGUUUCGCUCUCGUUGCAAGAUCCCUAAUCUUGACGAGGCGACAGUUGUUUUGAACUCGAUCUCUUUGUACGAUCGAGAUUGUUUUUGACUUGGUCUUGAGAAGAAGUCUUUGGCAUUUUUGCACGCUGGCGUCGGUCCUGUGACACGUUGUACAUACGGGGUUAUCGUAGAACGGUUUAACGCGCGAGGAACAAACGGUGAUUUUUCUGUCCAAGUAUAUUUACGAGGAGGAAGUAGAGGAACCGCGAAGAGAGAUGUUUUCCUGUCCAGUUUGCGUUUGUACUUAGGCUCGAUCGCCUUUGUUUUAUUGUUUCUUGUCCCGCGAGCAUUGUCGCGGUUUUCUUCAAGUACAACAACAACAUACACACGGUACGAAUAUUUAUCGUACGCGCGAACGAUUUUGCUUCGACCAUACACACGUACUAAAUACACGGACAUACUCACACACAACACACGUACACGAAUACACGAGAAAGGUAUGAAACGCGAUGUCGCAGAAAAUUUAGCGAUUGUGUAUUGUACUUUAUUUUUACUCACGCUACAAUUGCGUAAUCGCGAAACAACCGGGAGUAACGAUGCUUCCGAUGUUCGAAUCGUCCUUUUCUAACGUUUCAUUUGUAUACUGUUUCUACUACUACGCUCGUUGUAUGAUAACAGAAAAAAAAGAACGGCGGACAUAUUUGGACCCUGCACACGGGUUUUUACUGUACAUUCUGUAUAUGUGUACAUAAAACUUGCGAUUAAAGGAGGUAACCAUUUUUAAAUGUACAAAAGAAACUUACACACUUGUUUUGCGUAUUAAAUAUUCGUUAAAUUAUUUUUCGUCUUUUCUAGUUUUUCUCUCUUUCGAAGAAACCGUACGUAUUCGUAUUCUUUAUUUUUUCUCUCUGUUCUUUCGUUCACGCAAUCGCGAGAUCUUGUGUAUCUGUCGAAUAUUCGAAGCCGAAGGGGAGGGAGCAGGGCGAGUAUCGUUCUUGUUUCAGUAAUUCGUCAAAACGGAUUCUAAUUAUCCGAUCGUGUAACGUCCACUUUCGCCUUUUAGUUAAUCGCUAGACUUUAAGUGAGGGCCUUUUGGUUUUUCAUUUCGCCGAUGAAAAAGAAGGUACGCCCGUCAAAUAGGAACCAUACACUCGCUAUGUCUAAAAAAAAGUAUAAAAAACAAACGAAAAAAAAAAAAUCGAGUCACAAGCAUACGUUCUCUUGCUAAGGUGUCCGAGAACCUUUCUUUUUCUCCAAGUUUCGUCUCCAAGAAAAAGGAUUUUUCGGAUACGCGAGCAGCUCCUUUUUGUAUAUAUUUGUAUAAAAGCGAAAAACAAAAGAAAAAAUACAAGGAAACGAAUUGGCGAUUGAAAAUUGAUUCGCGAAACGAUCAAAGACGCCGCGGACAACAUUUUUUCUAUUAUCGUUGUCGAAAGAGAAAGGCUCUAAAAAUCUCUAUGUAAUUUUUCAAGCGAAAUCUUGAGGAUCGUUUCUCUUGGUCAACGGCGCUCUUUUUUUAUUUUUAAUUUAUCCCCGUUGUUGUUUCGAUCAGGAAACAACCGUGUUUAGAGGCUAUCUGCGUAGCGUAAGCGACUUAUGUACAACGGCGAGCAUAAUAGGCUUCUCUGGAGAAAAUGACAACGAGGGGAAAGACAUCUAUGCGUUCCUUGCACAUUCACAUAAACAAAUUUUUUAAUUUAGAAGUCGAAGUUUUGGGAAUUUAAUAUUAAGGAUUUGGAACUUUUAAAAUGUGGUAGUUGAGAAAUUUAGGGGUUUAGAAAUUAGGAAGUUUUCAAGUUUACGUGUUUAGUUUACCAAAAUCGAAAGCGUGUGAUACAAGCGUCUUCCCCCUUAAAGUUGAUCUUAUCCGAAGAAGACUACAUUGCACACAAUUGUACCGAGAUAUCGUGCAAAAUUGAUUGCAAAAGGAGAGAGUGAGAGAAUGGAUGUAACUUGUAUGAGAGAGUGAACGUGCGAAAGGGAAAAAAGGGCCCGAUGAAAAAGAGCACAAUUGAUCGUAGCAAUACUUAACAGAGGCUGUACGUGAUAUUUUUUAGUCUAAGGUAGGUAGUUCCUACCUUCUUCAAUGUCAAAGGUGAUUAACGGUACUCGUUUAUGGGUUUGAACCUACCCGCUUGUAAAAGAAGAAAAAUGUUUGUAGUAAAAACUAUUGUGUCCGUUUUUCGACGCAGAUACGACCUCUUGUUUCUUUCUCUUUUUCUUUUUUAUCACGUAUGAUUUUUGCGUACCGUGUUCUUUUAGAAAGUUGGCGGUUUUUUUCCUUUUUUUUUUGGUUUGUUACAUUGAAACCUGAACGAAUGGAUUAUCGCGAGCGAACC